AAAAAUGUCAAAAUAUUACGAAAGACCGAAAAGAACCAAAUGCCAAAAAGAGUUCAGUUUUGAAAACAUGAAAAUUUCUUAAACAAAAAAUUUGUAGUGACUCGCAGCGAUACAAUGGAAGUAUUUCAAACGGACAAAUAUUACAUUUUCGUCAAACAAGAGAAGAGUCUUUGGUGGAACCGAAAAACUUCCGAAUUCACCCUUAAAUCGGGAUGGGACUUAUCUUGUGUUGGUGAUAUUGAGUGCAUAGGAGUGUGCGGUGGAAUUAUUGGAAUAAUUUCGUUGCCAGGCGUAUACGAUCCGCAUUUGAUUGUAAUUAAGGAAUCGACAGCGGUAGGCGUUUUAUAUCCGCCCCAUUUGGUUUACAAAAUCAAAAGUAUUUGCAUGCUGAGCGAUGAUGAACCGGAUGCAUUACUGGCAAAUUGUCCAAGGCACAAUACUGUCAGACCAACUUCCAGCUCGCCGGUCAAGUCACGUUUACUCGAAGGCACCAACAUCGUCAACAAAUCCAUUUGGGGUGCCGUCAAAAGUGCCGGCAGCACCAUUAAAAAUACCACCCAACAAGCGGCUGCUCUGGCAUCCAACCAGAUGAAAUCAACCGUUGGAAUAAAGGAUCCAACUCGGGUGGAGAAACGAAUCACAGACGAAUUCCAUAAAAUCUUUGACGACACGGACAGUUUCUAUUAUUGUUUGGACGGCGACAUAACAAACAAUUUACAGCGGCGACAAGAUCAAGCGCAGGAUGAUCGAUUUUUCUGGAACAAGUACAUGCUGAAGGAUAUCUUUCAGUUGGGCGACGAGUCGUGGAUAUUGCCAAUCAUACAGGGAUUUGUGCAGAUGGAACAGUGUGUCAUUGGCAACGAAUGUUUCACAUUGGCCUUGGUGUCACGUCGGUCUCGGUACCGAGCUGGAACAAGGUACAAACGAAGAGGUGUCGAUGAAAAUGGCAAUUGUGCUAACUACGUCGAAACAGAGCAGAUUUUAUCCUUUCACCAACAUCAGAUGUCAUUCACUCAAAUUAGAGGUUCGGUGCCAGUGUAUUGGAGUCAGCCAGGAUACAAAUACAGACCGCCACCUAGAUUGGACAAAGACGAAAACGAGACCCAAUUGGCGUUCCAAAAACAUUUCGACCAGGAGCUCAGUAUCUACAACAACGUCUACAUUAUCAAUCUGGUCGAACAAUGCGGAAAAGAGAAGGUGAUUUUCGAUGCGUAUGGUAAUCACAUCUUAAAGUACAACAGCGAAAAAUUGCUGUACGUUACAUUCGACUUUCACGAAUACUGUCGUGGUAUGCGCUUCGAAAAUGUGUCCGCACUCAUCGAAGCAUUAGCACCAGAAGCCGGUGCGAUGGGAUUUUAUUGGAAAGAUUCCCGUGGUCACAUUUGCGUACAAAAGUCCGUUUUCCGUGUCAAUUGUAUGGACUGUCUGGAUAGGACGAAUGUGGUGCAAACGGCUAUCGGCAAAACGGUUCUGGAGUCGCAACUUGUUAAAUUGGGGCUCGCGCCGCCAUACACACCGAUACCCGAGCAAUUGAAAACUCCGUUUAUGGUGCUGUGGGCGAAUAAUGGUGAUGUGAUCAGUCGACAAUAUGCGGGAACUAACGCUUUGAAGGGUGACUACACACGAACUGGUGAAAGGAAGUUCACCGGUCUGGUCAAAGAUGGAAUGAAUUCGGCUAAUCGCUACAUCAUUCAACAUUUCGUUGACUCGUUUCGUCAGAGCAUUAUCGAUCUAAUGCUUGGCAAUCUAACACAUCCAUCUGAACUGAAAGAAGAUGAUGUGUUGAGUACGGUGGCAGCUGUUGCCGAAACUGCACUGAUUCCUUCCUUUCCCGCACCGACGCAUCAAAUCUACGCUAAUGGCGUGUUUGGCAGCGAACUCCGUUUGGCCGAAGAUUUAUUUUGUCUCACAAGUUACUAUUUGGCUCGAUUUAAGGACACGUAUCGACAGGCGACGGUGGACCUAAUGUUAGGAAAUCAAGUUUCAGCUGAUUCACUGAUUGCAUUGGGCGGAAAUACAGCUGUCGAUGAUACGGAUUCUCUGAUUGAAGGUGCUGAACAUGCUCGAUUAUUGGUGGAAGAUUGUCGUCGAUUGCUACUCGGCUCUGCCCAAUAUCCAGUUGGUGCAUGGGGACUAAUCGAUGCAGAUCCAACUACCGGAGAUCCAAACGAAACAGAAGUCGACUGUAUACUGCUGUUAACAGACGAAUUCUACCUCGUCGCCGAGUACGAUUCCCAUUUGGACAAAAUUAUUCGGUUCGAAAAGGUUCCGCUACAAACUGUCACGUUGAUUGAAUUUGGUUUGGUGCAGCAAUCGAAAAUGUUCCAAUCCGGAACCAUUUCACAUCUGUGUAUUCGAUUAAAUUAUGCAGUCGACGGUGCUGAUGGUUAUUUCCACAUGUUUCGAUCACCGAAUAUCCGGUUCUUCAAUAAUGUAGCGGUUGUGAUUAAUACACAGGACGAAGUUAUGGAAUCACUGCUGGCAAUUAUCGAGAUAUUUCGUAUUGCAUUGGAGAACUGUGGUAAGAAAGACGUGAAAAUUGUAUCGGCUGGAACAUUGCAACGAAGGAAAAGUAAAGUUCCCGCACUGGAUGUGCCAAAGGGAAUACCUCGUAAUCUAUCCGAAUCUCAAUUACUGCACAUCGGUUCCAAGGCUCUAAGCAACGUAGCCGGUCAAUUCUCAAAAUUAGGACAAAGUUUAAAGUCAACCACAAAGAAACCAAAAAACACCAAUCCACCCACCGUAUACAGUCAACAGAAUACAUUCACUGCGCACAAUCAACCCACAGCCGAUAGCGAAGUGGAACCGGCUCAAUUUACCGUUGGAUCGUCUGGAAAAACCAACAGCGACACAUCGGAUUCCGACGAUAAUGAUUGUAGCAUCUACGAACCGGACGUUAACGAUCUGGUGCAGGAGAAUCCCAUUUACAAUGAAAACACUUUUUUACCGAGUGUCGGCAUUGUAAUGGGAUCGAAUGAUGCGGCAACAGCAACGGCAACGGCAAAGGUCAAUUCACUGGAAACCAAAGACAACGUUGCCAAACUAUCGUCGGAUGUAUGUACGAUGUCAAUUUCAUCGGUUACGGAUUAUGUGACGAUGCCGGCUGGCAUGCUAGAAAAUGCAUCUCCCAUACGGUCACGAAGUCCAGCACCAGAAAUUCGUGUUCAAAAUAUUGGGGAAAAUGAGAGUCUAGCGCAUUCCGGCGGACAGUCGUUUAGUCACAGUGCACACGAGAUGAGAACGGAUGCCAUUGACAGCAGAUCAAUGACUCAGCAGAAGGAUCUGUCGUUGAAUUUAAGCAGUUCACAGAGUGAAAAUGCGCUGAAGCAACUGAAAACGUUGACCAGUCCGUUGUCAAAAUUGGCGAAAGGCAUGCAAAAUUUUGGAAUGAAUCUGGAUCCGAGGAAGAUUACAGUCAAAUCGCCAGUAAGUCAUCAAGCUGAUGAGGUGCGCGAAAAUGAACGAGAUAAGUUGCAAGAGAUGUGGGACGCCAGUAAAUGUAAAACUAAAUUAAUUGCUUUGUAAAUUAUUAUUCCAUUUUUCGUUUUGUUUAUAAUAUUCCGGCUCGCCGGUCGUAUUCGCAGUAUUUUGUUUAUAUGUUUAAAAAAAUUCAUUAAUCUCACAUCAACGCAAUCCCCCAGGCUUAUUAUUAUAUAAAUUAGAACGAAAGUGAAAAAUGUCAGUGACUAAGUUAAUUGUUUAAUGAAAUUGUAAAGCAAUAUUAUACGCCCAGUAUGUAGAUAAAAUCCGCGAACAUUUAGCAAUUAGAUUAGGUAUACGGUUUAGUAAGUGUGUAUAUUUAGCGAAUAGUUUACCAGUUUUUUAUAGCACAUUUUUUUCUUAAGUACACUUUGUAAGUACCAUCGACACGAUGGAUCAAUUAUUAUGCCUUUUGCUUCGUACGUAGGUGAUAGAAGGAGUGAAAUGUUUGUGUGUGUAUGGUACGAAAAUUUUCAAUUUAUUUCCUUCGGUAUACAACAACAUCAACUCAACAUGUUGGUUUUAUGCGAUCUUGUAAUUCUAGUGAUUUAUUCUCCCAGAUAAAAAUGUGAACAAAAUUCCGAAAUACGUGGUCGCAUGGUCUCAAAACUAGGUGAACUACACAGGAUUUUCAUUGUCCACUCUGAACAUUGUUUUUAUGCAAAAAUUAAAAUUUCCGAACCGAAUCUCUUUCAACUUCGUCCAUUUUCUUGAUUUUUCUGACCUAUCAGUCACACAAUUCACUCAAGAGUCUACUUGCUGUAUUGCAACCAUAACAUGAUAUGGUAUCAUAACAAACUUAAGAUCGUAGGCUAAGUGACUAAUAGAAUUCUGACGAAAACUUUGUCCAAGUCCUCUCUGAAAAUACAAUAGCUUUGACCACAUAUUUCGGAACUUUUGUGACCUACAUUUUUACCAGGGCGGACCUAGUGAAUUAAACAUCCCUUAAGCAGUAGGUUGUUUCAUCAGAUUUUUUAUAGCUGAAUAUGGAACUUAGAGUUCAAUAUUACAUCACCUCCAACGUUUAGCUACAGAAAGAAGGGUGGCGCUGUUGUUAGAUAUCAGUAUACCAGGGACUCAUUUUGGGAAAACAUUUUUAAACUUAAAAAAAAAAUAUCGAAAUUUUCCCUAUUUUCCCGAAGAAUGUUUUUAGAAAAACAUGGGAAAGUUUGGUAAAAUUUUUGAAGGAAGUGACCAAAAGCAAUACAUUUUCCCAAGAAUAAUCGCUGGUGUAAACUAAUAAUUAACUUGUCGAUUACUUGCAAUUCUUUUAGUCUUCCUUUGGUUUUUGCUCGUCUUUCGUUAAGAGCAUUCAGUUUUAUUGUCAUUCCAUUCCAUUCCGUCAAAAAUUAUAUUUGUGUCUGCUCAUCCGUUUAGUUAUAAGGUGAAUGACGAUGAAUCUUAGCACAUAUCGGUGGACUUAAUCGAUUUUUUUUUCAUUUGUUCUGUUUAAUAAAGACAAUUUUUACUUCAUUUUGAUGUGUGACCUUACUAAAAUAAUCUCUCUGCAAUCAGUUCUUAGUAAGAGCUUCUCACAUAGCGUUAGUUUGGGUGGGGUCAACUACACCAAGAUGGAGAAACCACAAAAGUUGUCGGGUCAUUAGGAUCAUCACCACUCAAACUAAAUUCUCCAAAUUUCUCAAAAUAAACAGGUAAUUUAACAAGUGAGACUAAGUAGCAUCGAUGAUCAUAAUGACCAGACAAAUAUCAUAAAACACGACACAAAUCAGAAGCCAACUGAGCAAAUACUUCAUAUAUUCGAAUCAAUUUGUACAAAAUUCUAUUACAAGACAGAAAAAAAAUCAGGGGGCACACAGAUUUGAACUAUGGACCUCUCGAUCUGCAGUCGAAUGCUCUACCACUGAGCUAUACCCCCACACGAAUUUACACAGAAAAAUGUAAGUCUAAAACCAAAAGUUGUACUACACAAAAAGAAUCAAAACAAACAACUCCAACGAUGAUGAUGGUUGUACGCGAUAUAAUCGCACAUAUGGUUUAACUAAAGUACCUAGUAACUUCUUUACACAACUUUUACAUUUUGUUUUCGUCAUCUAUAGAUGUAAUCAGUCAUGGCAGAAUUCUGAUAAAUAAUUAAAUUGUUGAUGCAUGAAACCAUUUGUAUACCUGUUCAAGCACGUCACCAUAUAUAGAUUGGUAAAUUGUGUUGGAUCGCGGGGGUGUAUCAAUUGUCGCCGAAUUUGUUCGUAAAGUGACUUUAAAUAAUUUGGUAAUUCAUGCGGUCAUAGAGAUUCUCAAGACGUGUGAAUCCGCAUCAUCUUUGACGGUGAAUAUAGAGAAACACCUGUCUUUUAAAGUUUGUGUUUCAGAGGUUUCAGGCCUGCAUUGCAUUUUCUAUAACGAACGAUAAAAGUCAUCCGAACAAAUGUACAUUUGUUACGUCGACAAACUGCUCCCAUUUCUAUCGUUUGUUACAUUUUAGUACCGAUAGAAGGUUCACUUCGUCAUUUACCUUGUACAUACAUUGUUUGAGUUUUCUCUACCUACAAAAUCUCUUAGAGCUUUCGUUUUACUUCAAACUGGUUAAUCGUGAAACUCUUUAUAAUUCGAUUGUUCAAAUCAAAAUCAAAACUAGCAACAAAUAAAUCGAUUUGUCCGUUAUUAUGUACUUUGAUCACUUUGAUGGAUUUAUUGAUUUAAUUGCCGACAUCACAUAUGUUUUCUAUAAGUUUAUGGACUACGCGAUUCCACUCGAGCUUGAAAAAGUUUCUCGUAAAAAUCGAAGUGACACUUUUGUACACGAAGAAGGUUUGUACCUUCAGACCAAAAUAAAAUUAAGUGAACGGAGAGCAUAACGAAAAUUCUCCUAAUGAUUACACGCACAAGAAGCUCAAAAUAAUCUUCCUCGUUUAAAAUGUUACCUGAUCUGUCUUUAAAGUACCUGUUCCCUAUGGAUGAAAUUUGCGUCGCUCCCGUGGUCACAAAACUUUGUGCGGUGAAAUCGUUUGAACAAAGAACCUUCGAAACAUCCAAAUUCAAAUAGUCAGACUGUUUCUAUAUCCUGGUAUUGCAGUUGCAGCGAAAUUAUUGCUGUAGUUACGAGAAAUCGAGGAACAUCAGAAAUUCUUUCAGUUAGCAGCAAUGAUUUGACUGCACUAACUGCACUAGAACUUAAUACUUAUUAUUUCACUAAAUUUCACAAAAUUUACAAAUCCAUAACUUUAAGUCUGGUUUCCACUUAAAAAUGUUCGCCGUAAAAGAGCACCGUGAAGGAUUUCUAUUGCUCUCUUACGACGAAAAUUUUAAAGUGGAAAUCAAGCCUUUUAUAACCAAAUUCUUUUUCCUCACUCGAAUAACGUUGUUCAAGUAACCAAAUGAUUUUUAGUGAAUUUGGUGAAAUUUAGUGAAAUAUUUCUCAAUAUUAGACCAUGGCACUGCACUAAUAGGAUGUAGA
This is a messenger RNA of Bradysia coprophila, 6892 nucleotides long. It is a transcript of the gene sp3, whose product is annotated as phosphatidylinositide phosphatase spermathreecae. Gene Ontology annotation, molecular function: phosphatidylinositol-4-phosphate phosphatase activity. Gene Ontology annotation, biological process: regulation of endocytic recycling; phosphatidylinositol dephosphorylation. The record is from RefSeq and is a predicted model, not a curated record. Gene Ontology annotation, cellular component: clathrin-coated endocytic vesicle; early endosome. Lineage: Eukaryota; Metazoa; Arthropoda; Insecta; Diptera; Sciaridae.